Messenger RNA from Schistocerca nitens (vagrant locust), 681 nucleotides. RefSeq lists its product as uncharacterized. The coding region runs from base 24 to 563 and encodes 179 amino acids. NCBI's taxonomy places the organism in Eukaryota, Metazoa, Arthropoda, Insecta, Orthoptera, Acrididae. The record is from RefSeq and is a predicted model, not a curated record. The transcript is spliced from 4 exons.
GCCAGUUGUGCCGCUGGACCGCCAUGGCAGCUACCGGAGCCACCGUCGCCUUCAUCGCCGCCGCCGUGGCAGCCCUCGCUGGCACCGCCCACGCCUGUGACGGCUACACCAUCAAGGACAUGCAGAUCAAGCCGUGCGAGGGCCACAAGAACGUCAUAGAACUGAAGGGCCUCAAGCCCGAAUUGACUCCGCAGUGCACCUUCAAAGCCGUAGGCUGCUACAAGACCAACAUCACCAUCGAAUCUUCCUGGACAAAUUUCGUGGUGAAGAAGGACGGAACUGUGGUCAACCAGGGAGAGCAAGAGGGAUGCGAAUUCCUGGACGACAACAAGGAUAAUGACAACACGAGACCUUUCCUCGAUGCGCUUAAUAUGCCUAUGGAAUGCCCUGUGCCUCCGGGCGAGUUCUGCGGAAACGGCAAGGAGGCCAGCCUGCACAAGUUCAGGGCUGCUAUGCCCGGAUUCGUGGGCAAAUACACCGUACACUUGGAUAUGGACUUCGGAAACGGCAACGAAGCCUGCUUCGACGGCAGCUUCCAACUUGUGAGCCCCAUCGGGUUCUAAGGCGGCACAGCUGCUUACCGUCUCACCACCGCUGUACACAACUGUAACGAAAAGUUUGUCACCUAUUAUUUACCAUUGUUACUUCAAUAAAUUUGUCCAACCGCUGGUGGAUUCUAUA